AUGGAGGGAGAUUCAGUCAUUCUACACACUGAUGUUGAAACAAAUCAGCAAAAAGAGAUUAGAUGGUAUUUUUAUGAAAUCCGCAUCGCUCAAAUUACUGAAGAUCUCAGUUUUAUCUGUACAGAUGUUCAGUGUAAAUAUAGUGAUGAGAGAUUCAGAGACAGACUGAAGCUGGAUCAUCAGACUGGAUCUCUGACCAUCAUGAACAUCAGAACCACAGACUAUGGACAUUAUGAACUAGAGAUUAUCAGCAGCAUCUUAAAUACGGAUCAUCAGAGAAAAGUCAGUAAAAAGACCUUCAGAGUUGCUCCACAUGGUGUUUUGGCUGCUCAACGAGAUGAAAUGAAGAGAAAGUCAGUGAAGGAGGGAGAAUCUGUUACUUUAGACACUCGUGUAAUAAAAAACCCAAAUGUGAUAAAAUGGUAUUUCAAUCACACUCUCAUCACUCAAAUCACUGGAGAUCUCAGUAAUACCACAGAUGAUCAGUGUGACGGGAGAUUCAGAGACAGACUGCAGCUGGAUCAUCAGACUGGAUCUCUGACCAUCACAAACACCAGAACCACAGACUCUGGAGUCUUUAAACUACAGAUCAACAGCAACUACAUCCACAUCACUAGGAGCUUCAGUGUUACUGUCACUGCUGACCUAACAGGAGUAUAUGCUGCUGUUUCUGCUGUUUUGCUGCUGCUGGUCGCAUCUGCUGGUUUAUUUUACUCUUGCAAGUGGCAUUCAAGAAGGAACAACAUCAUGAGGAAGUGUGCUGAUCAGGUGAAUGUUGAAGACUCGUCCCCUGAUCAUACUGACUCUCUGUUGAUGACUCCUGCCAGUCAGACGUCCCCGACUGAGACUAAUGCUGCCAAUGUGACACCAACGCAGGCCCGACUCUGGAAUCAAAUCACUGAGGGUGCUUCUUAAAUUAGUGAGGGUGCUCUCUCUCUCUCUCGC
Messenger RNA from Sinocyclocheilus rhinocerous, 945 nucleotides. RefSeq lists its product as uncharacterized. The record is from RefSeq and is a predicted model, not a curated record. The transcript has 5 exons. Bases 1 to 915 code for a protein of 304 amino acids. Lineage: Eukaryota; Metazoa; Chordata; Actinopteri; Cypriniformes; Cyprinidae.